This is a messenger RNA of Dermacentor andersoni, 7137 nucleotides long. RefSeq names its product O-fucosyltransferase 2 (gene O-fut2). Gene Ontology annotation, molecular function: peptide-O-fucosyltransferase activity. The record is from RefSeq and is a predicted model, not a curated record. Lineage: Eukaryota; Metazoa; Arthropoda; Arachnida; Ixodida; Ixodidae. Gene Ontology annotation, biological process: protein O-linked glycosylation via fucose.
CAAUCCCAAUACGCAUGCCAAUACUCCUUUACACUCGUCUACGCCAUCCUUAACUAAUGCCCGCUCUAAGAUUAAUAGUGAUAGUCUUCUGCAUUUUCAUUGAUGUAUUGUCAUUAAUUGUUUCUGCUGUGGAUCCGUAUCCUUCAUGUCCUGGUGCAAACCCAUCGCAACCGUGUUCUGCCAGUUCAGUCUCUGCGCUCGAAAAAAUGCUGCCACGGAAGUACCUGCUGCAUGAUGUCAACCCUGGUGAGGGUUUCAACUUGAGAAGAGAUGUCUACAUGAGAGUUGCAAGGCUUGUAGCAGCACUUAAUGCAGAUUCUCAUCAGGAAAAAUGGACGCUGGUUUUGCCGCCGUGGGGUCCAUUAUACCAUUGGCGCAGCAAAGAUGUAGGUUCACAAAGCAAGAUCAGAUGGGAAGAAUUUUUUGAUAUAAACAGCUUAGCUGGCUAUGUGCCUGUCAUGGAAUUUGAAGAUUACAUCCACAGCAUAGGAAAACUUAUUGACAAAAUAUUCUUCCUUCAACACUAUCCAAGCACAUUUACCUCGUCCACAUGGGUUGAAAAAUACGAAGAAAGUCCAUGCCUUGAGGAAACUGGCUACUAUGAAGAGAGCGAUGGAGAAUACAGUGGCUGGUUUUGGGGCUAUUACGAUGUCACAAGCAAGGAAGUUGCUUGCCUUUAUGUCCAAGGGUCUGGCUCCACAUUGAAACCACUGCUUCAAGAGCACUCAAACUACACUGCCAUCAUGCUAGAUCGUGCUGAAGUUAUCCUCCAUGAUAAUUUCGGGGACCCAGUUUACUGGGAGAUAAGGCGAAGCAUGCGGUUCUCAAAGAGACUUCGUGAUGUGGCAGACAAGUUUCGCCGAGACUUCCUGAACUCGGAUGAGGAAAGGGAUGGCACAGUGCUUGAGGAAGACUGGAAAGUUGUUGCCAACCGUACAAAGCAUGCCCUGGGUGGCCCAUAUCUCGCAGUUCAUCUCAGGCGCCAGGACUAUGUGAAGAGCCGUCCCAAAGAUGUCCCUGACCUCAAGUGGGCAGCAGAACAGAUCCAAGUGCUGCUUGAGAAGCAAGGCCUGAAGAAGGUGUUUGUUGCAACUGAUGCAGGCGAUGAAGAAUUCCAAGCACUGAAGACAUACCUCCCUGAAGCUGUACGGUUUGAGCCCAGCAAGGAACUUCGGAAAGAACUCAAAGAUGGUGGGCUUGCAAUUGUUGAUCAGUGGAUAGCAGCGCAUGCAAGAGAAGUACAUCCCCAGUGGCACAUGCCAAGUUACCCUGGUUGGCAUCACAAUGGUUCAUUGAAGACCAGCACAGACCGAAUGCUCCCAGUCGGCAUCACAGACUUCCUUCGAACAGCAGUGCCUACCCAGUCCUGCACUUGCAGUGACCCAUGUCAGCGUGAAAGAGGUUCGUUGAAGAGGGGUACAUAUGUACACACUAGCACAUACUUGGUGACUCAAGUUGGUCUGAUGGUUGCUUUCGAACCUUGUUCCCUCAGCACAGCAGCUCAGUGCUUUAACUAUUCAACUGUAGACUACACAGUGAGCCAGGUUGGCAGGAAAACGGUUAGGUACAAACAUACUUAGACCAGGUGGAUACAUAGCUCCCGGAAAGUUCUUUAAGUACCCUAACAAUACUGACGCAUGAAUAUAAGCAGGGCUUUGUUAUUAAUGCCACCCACUGACAGGAUAUUGCCGUUCUUUUUAAGUACUAUUCAAAAAUUUAUUCGGGGGAUCUAUUCAUUGAAAGACAUUGCAGCUAUUCAAGUGUGCUUUUGGGUUUGAAGCAAAGGUGUUGCAGGGCCCCUUUAAGCUCUACUGUCCUGCCGCUUGUAUACCCCGCAACAGCAAUGGACUGUCUGCAUGAUUCCCUAUGUAACUCAUUGCACAGUGCACAACUCGCUCCAGUCACAAUCAGAUAAUGGCACCUGGGAAAGUCUGCAUUCAUAAUACUGAACGGGACGACCAAGGAAAUGGCACAGAAGAAUAAAUGAUACAGCGAUGGGUGAAUCAUGACAGGGAAGAAGGGCUAUGUUGCGUUAGCUGGAGCAAGAAAGGCAAAGUAAGCAAAAGCAGAAUUUUGAUAGCAGGCCCACAAAAGCAUGAGGAGCUGACCUUUGUCUACAGCAGGAUAGCACUAAGGGUGGUGCAGCAAAAGCCACUAGACACAAGUGAGUAUAGUGCAUCCCUGUGAGCAUCAGGAGCACCUUAGCUUGGAGUGCGAGUAUCAGAAAUCACCUGUGCGAAUUCCUGGACAGAUUUCAAAUGUGCGACUGGCUUUGGCACCAAAACAAUGUGAAGCCUGUUUGUUUUAAAGUGUGUCAUAAUGCUCUUGGAUAUAGUAUUUUCUGGCAGACAUGGUUAAGUUCCAUAUCUCUGGAACCUGCCAAGCAUCGCUUUGUAGCCAAGACUCCACCACACAGUGUACCGCUAAACUGCCUGCUAUACCCGGAUUGAGUGGCUGAGCAUAUUUGCAAGUGACUUUGCGCCUUUCCAUGCUUGCUGUUGCUUUGCAAACAGUGACACUUCGGUACAAUUAGGUGUAAAGGGGCCCAUUGAAAAGAUUCCAACCAAUGUCCAAAUGAUGGUUAAAGGGAUACCAAAGGAAAUUUUUGUGUUUAGGUUAUUUCCUCACAAAAUAUUGAAUUUAGACUGCCCACGCUAUAUUUAGCAGUGUUUGUGUUCACUUAAGCAGAAAUUUCUCAAAUAGCACAGGUUGAAAAGCAUUUGUACCUCCUGCAUAAUGCUACAAGCCAAUCGCAAAGGAGGUGCUGGUGAUAUUUAUUGCAGUACACUUUAUAGAAGCUGCAUGGUGCCUACAGUGUGGCUAGGCUUCAUGACAUGUGCUUACACGAUAACGUAAAAGAUGGAGGUGGACAAGAAAAUGCCUGAAGUACUCGGCACACAGCUCUUUCCUUGAGUGAAAUCACUCCUGAAAUAAGUAGCAUAUAAGACACCGGUGUUAGAGGUAGUGUUGGUUUUGCAUGGACAAGGAUGCCAGCUUAAAGACUAGUUUAUUCUAGUGUAUACUGUUAUGGGCCAAGAAUGAAGAAGACGAGUAACAGUAAAAGAGAAGGACGAAGUGAAGUUGACUCUAUUGUGCAAAGUUUAGUGCAAUAUGUAGUGUUUACACCAUGGUGUGCUCUCAUAGUAUUUAUUUUGGUGACAGUGGUGGGAUUGGACAUGAUGAAGAUACUGAAGGACAAAAUGGAGUGUGCUAGAGGAAGCACAGAAAGAACUUGACUGCAAGCAACAAUAUAAGUUAGAAGAGCUGCUCCUGGAAUUGUCCAGCCUUCCUGUAGCCUACGGUUUGCUGCUGCGAACAAGGAAAAACAAGCAAUUAGUGAAAUAAUGGUCUGCGAGGUGCCACAUGAAUGAUAAAGAGCGCGAGGCAGACCAGCUCAACUAAUGUGAAAGUGCCGUUGAAGGAACAAGUUGUCAGGAGGAAUUUUAGAGCCAAACAGAUGUGUCACAUGCAACCACUGCUGAGCAGUGCCAUGAAAAUUUCCAUACCAAGGACCAGUUUCUGCUGGGCCUAUAUACAAAGCAGAAGUUCUACACCAGAAGAUCUACACCUACCUUGAAGACAAGAAAGCUUUUUCCCCCAACCAGCUUGGAUUUCGACAGCACCUUUCGGCUGUCACACAGUUGAUAGAAACGUUGAUAGAAACGAUCAAUGAUUUUUCAGCUUCCUUGAACAAUAGAAAUCAGGUCAAUGCUAUAAUUUUAGAUUACUCAAAGGCUUUCGAUCUGGUCGUACAUAACGAAUUAAUAAACUGAUGGAAAUUAAUAUAAAUUAUGAUCUUGUUAUGUGGAUCUGCUCAUAUCUUACAGAUUGGACUCAAUACGUUGAAAUAGAUGGUAACAAAUCUAAGCAAUUAAAUAUAACGUCAGGCGUUCCACAGGGAUUCGUUUUAGGACCACUACUUUUUCUAGUUUACAUAAAUGAUAUUGCUCAUCACAUAAGUAACGACAUAACCGUCCGGUUAUUUGCAGACGACUGUUUAUUAUAUCAUGAAAUCAAUAACCAAAACCAUCAGGCGUCACUUAGUCAAGCCCUUAAAACUGUAGAAGUCGGGGUCGGAAAAUGUAAAAUGAAAAUUGGUGAAUCUAAAUCAGUCAUGCUCAGAGUUACAAACAAAACAAAGCAUGUUAUUGAGUGUAAUUAUGAGAUGAAUUCAACAAUUCUAACUGAAGCUGAAAUAUAAUAUACCUAGGUUUAACAAUUUCGAAAGACUUCAGUUGGAAAUCACACGUAGACAGAAAUUGUGGAGCUGCAAAAAAAAAGUUAUGGUUCCUUCGCCAAAAAUUAAAGCUAGCAACCACACCCAUCAAGCUACUUGCAUAUUUAACUAAUAUAUUAGACCUACGUUAGAGUAUGGCAGUGUCAUUCGGGAUUUGUUUCAAUCAGGAUUAAUAAACUGCAUUUAGAAGAUACAGAGAAAAUCAGCAAGGUUCAGUCUUUCCCGGUAUUAUCGUACUGACUCUAUUUCUGAAAUGCUUUGGUUGCUUGAUUUGCCUCCACUGGCUCAAGGGCUGAAGUUGGCUAGACUUAAAUUUCUUUUUUUGUUAUCAAAAGGCCACUUCAAUAUUGCAGCCACACCCUAUCUUGCUCCCAGGCAGGCUAGAAACAUCAGGUCAAGCAAUCAUUGCAUGUUCUCAAUUCCAAAAGCGUAUCUGGACAUUUACACUUAUUAAUUUUUUCCACGAACGAUUAAGGAAUGGAACAGUUUGCCGGCGCCUGUUUUGCAGUUGAGUAGCAUUAAAGGCUUUGAGGAACGCGUUGAAAACCUUUUAUGAAAUUGAAUCUUAUUGGUGUCGUGCAAACGUCACACUGUUCUAGAAUACACACUAUAGUCUUUCUUUUAUGCUGCUUCCGAUAUCACUGUCACAAUGUUACAAACAUGCAUUUCUUAGCCAAAAUAUUGUAUUUGUAUUUGGUUAUUUGUUUUGGUGAUUAAUGCAUUGUAUUUCCAACAUUCAUUGCUUUAUGUCCUAUUUAUGUUUGUAAGGUGUUUACAUUCUUUACGCUUUGUGCAAACUUGCUGUACCCACCCUGUUAUGACCAAGACAGCCAACACUAUUUGAUAAUAAAAUAGUAAGUACCGUAGUUACUCGCAUAAUGAUCGCACUCGCGUAAUGAUCGCACCCCUGAAUUUUGUCGUCAAAAUUUGAUUUUUUUUCUUUCCCGUGCAAUGAUCGCACCCUGAACUUGCCGCAGCGAUAUGUCAUGUGCCAAGUCUAGCUAAUGGCGAUCGCGCUUACCAUCUGUCGAAUGCUACGCGAACGAUUCAAGACAUACCAAGCGACAUACCAAAGACGUACCAUAGAUAUACCAGACAUACCAAGCGGUCUGCAUGCAACCAACAUUCUUAACCAGAUCCCCCAUUUCAUUCCUUUUAUCACUUUCCGCACUUACAUGAGAAAACAAGCUACAACCAAACUUGCCUCGGCUUUUUUAUACCCCAGUCACACGGGCACUCUCAAAGUCCUUUGAACCAAAAUCCUUUACUUCAAGGGAGAAUGUGCACUGUCACACAGGCACAGCAAAGGAGCCCUACUGGAAGGGAGCUUUGAGUCAAAGGAGUGCGUGUUCGUCCUUUGAAACCUCAAGGGAAUACUCUCGAGCCUAGAGGGCGUCGGACAGCAGAAAAAAUAAUCUCUAAAAAUAUGGAAGUUCAAUUUUUACCUCUUCAGAACAAGCUUAUAAGUACUGGAUACUAUUACUCAAGUACUAAACACUUUCAGGACACCCGCAACCUCCAUCUUGAAAGCGCCGGUACAGCAGCGCUGGCACGGCCUGUCGUCAGCCAGCAACAUCGACACAACACGGGUGCCAUGUGCGAUUUGGUUCUUUGGUUAGCGGCUGCUAGGCAUCCCAGUCUCCUCGAAUUUUUUCUGCGCGUCUUCUUCCCUCGUCACUUUUGUUUUGUAGUUCUUUAUUUUACCGCGUUUACACGUACCUGCUGCUGUCUAGCCACAAGGAAUGAAACAAAGCAGUUGAAGCAAGGGCAACAAUGAAUAAUCGAUGCCAACAUGCGGUGUACGAAGCGGUACACAUGGUGGCCAUCAUUACAAUAAAUACAUCUGUAUUUGGUAAAGUAAUGCCUUUACUACGCGUGCAUUUUGUUUUGAUGUUUCUAUGUAUUAGGAAAAAUAAACAUUGCUGAAAAAAAUGUGACAAUAUUAUUAUAUGACGCAUUUGGGCCAUAUUUUUUUAUUACUUUCGAGGCGAUGGCAGCGCUUACGAUACGUUGCGGUUUCGGUUAAAAGCUUCUACGGAGGCUACCUGGAGACCUUGUAGCACCGGCACAUAUCCUUUGAACUAAUGUGCCUUCGAAAGCUCAAUGUUCCUUAACUUCAAAGGUCCUUUGGCAUGCUCGUGUGACUGGGGUAUUAUUUGUAGGCUUCAUAAUGGUUUUGGUCAACAACAACAACAUAAAGGGCGCCUUUCGAUUCCUCUCGUCUGCACUCGUGGGCAUGCAACAACUGCACUCGUGGGCAUGCAACAAAUUGCGAGCGGCAACGAUAGUGGCCACGUUUACACUGAUAUGUUAGAAGUGUACCCUAUCCAUACGCUGACGCUUGUAAUGCAGCUAAGAUAUAUGCCGCAGUUUCCGCAGCAUGCCCACCAUGUGUUUCUAUGUCACUGGCAGCUAAGCGCGCCCAUCUCUGUUUCUGUCCCCUCAAAGUGGACAUGACUAUGUUAUUGUCUCAGACUUGCCAAUAUGAAUGGUAUUAUUUAUUAGUGAUACGGAAGAAACUGUUUCGAUGUGCGUAAUGUACUCGCGAAAAGAAAAAUCAUUGCAUUCAGCGCUUUCGGCUUGCUCCGCCGGCCGUUGUUUAUGUUUUCGUGUCCCGCACUGACAGCGGCAGCCGCCUGCUUGUCAUCCCAGAGCAAAUGCGGUAUGAAAAAAGAAAAUGUUUCUUUUCGUGGGAAAUUUAACCCGCAUAAUGGUCGCACCCCUGAAUUUGCAUCAAUCUUUUUCAACAAAAAAGUGUGAUCAUUAUGCAAGUAAAUACGGUACCACUUGGCAUCAACACACUUGCAAGAGACAUUUGACAGGAGUCAUCACAGUAUCACAGCCUGCCAUCAUUUGUUUUCUGUACACCUCUCAACAUGUAAAAGAUUAUUUUUGCUGAA